GCUGUUCUCAGAUCCGCCACCGAGCGGAGUUUUUCCUCGAGUCCACCAGCACGUGCUCUACAGAACGUCCGAUCCGUGGUCAGGCUCUGCCACGCGCGUGUGAGCGCGCGGACUGUGUUCGUGCUCUGCUGACAGUCUUAUGCAAGCCGCCCUACAGUGAGCCACGAUGUCCGAGGUUGCUGCUCCAGCAGACAAUAACGGGGAAGCUGGAUUAAACGGAGACUGUCUGUUCCCGUGCAGCGCGUCCCUGCUUGGAAUCACGUAGGGCAAGGAGCAGCCAGGUCAGAUGGUCAUGGGUGGAGCUGGAGAUGAACAGACGCUCUGCAUCCCUCACGUCCUCCACCGCCUCAGUCCCGCCCCCUCUAGCACAGGUAGUAGAAGAAGAGGAUGAUGGGAUGGUGGGAGGGUUAGAACACGUUCCUUCAUCAUCCUCCAUCCACAAUGGAGACAUGGAGAAGAUCCUCCUCGACGCACAGCACGAGUCCAGCCGCAGUAACUCCUCUUGUGACAGCCCUCCUCGACCCCACAGUCCACAGGACGAAGGGCAGAUCAUUUUUGACGUGGAUAUGAGGAGAGACAGUCAGGAAGAAGUGAUGGAGAGAAUCAGAGACGAUGACAUCUUAAUGAAGGAUUCAGAUCGGGUGGCAGAUUGGUCGAGUAGACCAGAGAAUAUACCACCAAAGGAGUUCCACUUCAGGCACCCGCGACGUUCAGUGACUCUCAGCAUGAGGAAGACAGGGGCGAUGAAGAAAGGAGGCAUCUUCUCUGCAGAGUUCCUCAAAGUGUUUAUCCCCUCCCUGCUUCUGUCCCACAUCCUGGUCCUGGGUCUCGGGGUAUACAUUGGAAAAAGACUGACCACUCCUUCUGCAAGCUCCAUUUGAACACACAUCUGAUCAAGUGCCUCAGGCAUGGCCCGGAUGGAUUAGAAAAAAGGUUGCAGUUUGUCUAAAGAAAGCCCUCCCUUCACCCUUCACAUCCUUUGACAUUUCUACUUUUUCACUUCUGCCCUCUUCUCUAUUUCCUUUUUUCGGCAUUUCCGCACUGAGAAGUCACAUUUUUGCAUUGGAGAUUAUAAACUUCUCUGUUUCAAGCCCUUUUUACUUUCAAGUUAUCAGUUGUUGUGUCUACUUUUAAUGUAAUUUUACCCCUUUAAAGCUCUUUAUUGUAGUUACAGUUGCAUUUAAGUUUUGAAGCAUUACGUGCUAGCUCAGCGCUAGCUUAAACCGGCUUGGAAUAGGCAUUGCGUCUGUUUGGCUAGUUGAUUACAUGACAAAAGUUAAACUGAAUAACCAACAAUCCUCCUAGUUCUUACCCUGAAAAUGGGAUCAGACAAAGUAUACAGAUACAAACUUUAUUUAUUAAUACAAA
Messenger RNA from Misgurnus anguillicaudatus (oriental weatherfish), 1368 nucleotides. It is a transcript of the gene bnip3lb, whose product is annotated as BCL2 interacting protein 3 like b. Lineage: Eukaryota; Metazoa; Chordata; Actinopteri; Cypriniformes; Cobitidae. The record is from RefSeq and is a predicted model, not a curated record. Gene Ontology annotation, cellular component: mitochondrial envelope; nuclear envelope; endoplasmic reticulum. Gene Ontology annotation, biological process: mitochondrial outer membrane permeabilization; positive regulation of apoptotic process; defense response to virus.